This is a messenger RNA of Dermacentor silvarum, 1028 nucleotides long. Its product is annotated as mediator of RNA polymerase II transcription subunit 31-like. The transcript has a single exon. Lineage: Eukaryota; Metazoa; Arthropoda; Arachnida; Ixodida; Ixodidae. Gene Ontology annotation, biological process: regulation of transcription by RNA polymerase II. Gene Ontology annotation, molecular function: transcription coregulator activity. Bases 586 to 1008 code for a protein of 140 amino acids. The record is from RefSeq and is a predicted model, not a curated record. Gene Ontology annotation, cellular component: core mediator complex; mediator complex.
GCGUUCCUGAGCCAAGAUGGCGAUGUGCUUGCAACUGGAAAUACUGCAAGGCUGCAGCAUCAACUGGCACAAAUUUGAAGCUUCAUGAAAGGUGCUCAACUAUAUUACCACCCGGUUCGUGGCCUAUCCACCACAGUGGGUUUGUGCCAUCAACUGAGGCUUCAUCAUCUUCGCGUCUUUAUGUGCACAAAUUAUUCUAAUACCACCAAAGCUCCCCGCCCCCCAAAAAAGUUUUCUGUUUAUAUAUAAUUAAAAUUAUUAUUUCUGUAUCUGCCCAGGUAAAUCUAGUUCCUAAUUAUCAUAAACGUUAUACUUCACCCUUAUUUACUUUUUCAUUUAGAUUUUUCUCUCCCCUUCCCUUUAAACUUUAACCGCCGGCUUCUUGGCCUGAACCGUGCUCUUGAGCUGCAGAAAAUAGCGUCAACCUUUCCCUUCAUAAAAAAUUACUUCUCUCUCUUGGCCAAUCUCCCGCAGUCGGGAACAAGCAAGCAAUCACAAAAGCGUAAGCAGAAUCGGAAUACUACUGUUGCGCUGUUCCUUGAUGUCUGACCGUGAAGUGCGAAGUGCUCACAGCAGGGGAAAAAAAUGAACGUGAAAGAGACGGACGAACAGCAAAAGCUACGCUUCCAGAUUGAACUAGAGUUUGUUCAGUGCCUGGCAAACCCAAACUACCUGAACUUCCUUGCACAACGAGGCUACCUCAAGCAGAUGAUGUUUGUGAAUUACCUGAACUAUCUGCAGUACUGGAAGAAGCCGGAAUACUCCAGGUACCUCAAAUACCCGAUGUGCCUUUACUUCCUAGAGUUGCUCCAAUAUGAACACUUCCGACGCGAGAUAUCCAACGCACAAUGCGCAAAGUUCAUCGAGGACCAACAGCUCCUGCAUUGGCAGCACUACACUCGGAAACGAAUGCGACUGCUGCAGCAGCCGGCCACAGAAGCCGCCGCGGCUCCCACCAGCGCUGCCGCUGUAGCAGUUACUGCGCCACAAGCUCCGACGCAAAAGUGAAAAAGAAGAAAGGAACUAAA